Lachancea sp. 'fantastica' is the source of this 1521-nucleotide messenger RNA. Lineage: Eukaryota; Fungi; Ascomycota; Saccharomycetes; Saccharomycetales; Saccharomycetaceae. The record is from the annotation of a GenBank genome assembly.
AUGACUAGCUCUUUAAAGCGGCUAACCUCGAAUGAUGGUGCAGACUGCAAUGCAGAUAAGAAGCGAUUCCAAGUGGACUACAGUGGCUCGACACCUGUUGCAGUCUUGGUAAGUCUUAUUCCGGGAAGGGAAGGCAAAUACACCAUUCAGGCCAAACCAGUGACCACUAUCGGUCGUAGUCGAAAUUGCGAUAUUGCCCUUACCGAACCUGAUAUUUCCACGACACACUGUGAACUUUGCGUUCUCAGCGUCGAAAUAGACGGUGGUAGCCGACAAAUUGUGAAUAUCGUUGAUCGAAGCCGGAACGGGACUUUUGUGAACGGCAACAGGCUGGUAAAAAAGGAUUAUAUUCUGCGAAAUGGUGACAGGAUAGUCUUUGGUAAAAGCUGCUCGUUCUUGUUCAAAUACCUAGUGGUCGAGCAGGAAGCUGGACUGAAAGAUGCGUCUGAAUCAGAUGUGACUUUUGAAGGGAGCGGUUCGGCCAAAGGACAAUUCAAAAAACCAUCGUUGAGUAGUCAAGAUUUCAUCAUUAGAAGUAGCGCGCCGCUCAGACGACCCACAUUUUACGACAGGUUUGUUUUAGGGAGAGAAUUGGGAACAGGUCACUACGCCAUUGUGAAGCAAGCAACAGACAAGGAUAGCGGAGAUGUGGUUGCAGUCAAGAUCUUCCAUCCACAACAGAAUGACGACCAAAAAAAGACAACUCAGUUUAGAGAAGAGACCAAGAUUUUAAUGAGCAUACAACACAAAAACAUCGUCAAGCUCAUCGACAGGUUCGUUGAGCCUAUCAGCAAGUCCCAGAUGCAGACGUAUUUGGUCUUGGAAAAGGUAAAUGAUGGAGAGCUGUUCGACAGAAUUGUGAGGAAAACGAAAUUGGGGCAAGAAGAAACUAAUGCUAUCUUUAGACAGAUUCUCCACGGUUUGAGGUAUCUUCACACCAAAAAUAUCAUUCAUCGAGAUAUAAAACCCGAAAACAUACUUUUGAACAUCCAGAAGAGGAGGCAUUCAGAGGAAAAGCAGCGUGGGCCCUGGGACAAAGACGAAAUUGACAUAACUAUCAAGAUUGCCGAUUUUGGCCUAGCAAAAUUUAUUGGUGAGAUGCAAUUUACAAACACUUUAUGCGGAACGCCUUCUUAUGUGGCUCCUGAGGUGCUCAAAAAGACCGGCUACACUUCAAAAGUUGACCUUUGGAGUGCGGGAGUCCUCUUAUAUGUGUGUUUAUGUGGCUUCCCGCCCUUCAGUGAGCAGCUAAGUCCCCCUUCAAUGAAAGAACAAAUCUUGCAAGGAAAGGUCGCCUUCUAUUCACCAUAUUGGGAUGAUAUAGACGAUAAUUGCCUUCAUUUGAUAUCGAACUUACUAUUAGUAAACCCCGCAUUUCGAUUCGAUGUACAGCAAACGAUAGAUCAUCCUUGGUUUUCGAAGGUAUACUCAGAAAGGGGGACGCCGGCACCUCUUCAGCGGCAGGCCGUUGCCGUCGACAAAAUCCCAAAAACGUAUUCAGAAUUGUCGAGCCUUCAAUGA